Messenger RNA from Suillus clintonianus, 207 nucleotides. RefSeq lists its product as uncharacterized. The annotation marks the transcript as partial. The transcript has a single exon. Lineage: Eukaryota; Fungi; Basidiomycota; Agaricomycetes; Boletales; Suillaceae. The record is from RefSeq and is a predicted model, not a curated record.
CUUUACAGCUUGAAUGUUAUCAAACCGAAUCACCAUUAUGCUACACACAUUGCAAGUUUUGUGUGCAACUUCGGACCACUCCAUGACUUCUGGACCUUUCUAUUCGAGCGCCUCAACAAAGUUCUAAAGUCCUUCAAAACGAACAACCAUGCAAAUGGAGAACUUGAAACAAUGUUCUUCUCAGAAUUCCACCAAACAUGUGAAUCA